Rhincodon typus (whale shark) is the source of this 2538-nucleotide messenger RNA. Its product is annotated as inner nuclear membrane protein Man1-like. The annotation marks the transcript as partial. Gene Ontology annotation, biological process: negative regulation of BMP signaling pathway; nuclear envelope organization. Gene Ontology annotation, molecular function: chromatin DNA binding. The record is from RefSeq and is a predicted model, not a curated record. The transcript is spliced from 12 exons. Gene Ontology annotation, cellular component: nuclear inner membrane. Lineage: Eukaryota; Metazoa; Chordata; Chondrichthyes; Orectolobiformes; Rhincodontidae.
CAGCAUUUUCUUUCAGCUGUUAUUGCUAUUAAUUUUUUUUUCUUUUUUAGUAAAAUCACAGCCAUUUGGAAUAGAUGAUAAGGUUGAAGAGAGAAGAGUAAUUUUGAUUAUUCUUCAUAGACUGCAUGAUCAUCUAGCAAAAAUAGCAGGAGAGUACGAUUGUGGAGAUCAUGUCCAUUAUAAAAACAGAAGUCUGUCUGUCCAAGAUGCUGCUGAGUAUGUAACUGUUCUUGAUCCCAAUCAUGAAAAGAAAUUUAAUGGUUCACUACAAUGGAUUUUACAGAGUACAGAUGACUUUGGUAUAAAGUUGCUUGGCAGUGACUCUGAAGUCAAGGUAAAUGAUGUGAGUGAAGUACAGUAUCUGGAAUCCACACAUCCACAGAUGUCAUUUAUCUGCCGCUUUCGUCGUGCAUUCCUAACUGUCUUGCAUAGGAUGUUUAUAUUUCUUGUGGGUGUGGGAAUUGUGUGGGGAGUGCUUCAUUACAUGAAGUAUCGUUGGUGGAAGGAAGAGGCAGAGACCAGACAGAUGUAUGACAUGGUGGAAAGAAUCAUAGAUGUUCUGAGAAGCCAUAACGAAGCCUGCCAAGAAAAUAAGGACUUGCAGCCUUAUUUGCCUAUUCCUCAUGUACGUGAUUCUCUCAUACCACCCCAGAAUAGGAAAAAGAUGAAAAAGGUGUGGGAGAGAGCUGUUGUUUUUGUUGAAACCAAUGAGUCCCGUAUUCGGAAAGAAACCCAAAGAGUAGGAGGAGGAGAUUUCUUAGUUUGGAGAUGGACUCAACCAUCUUCAACUUGUGAUAAAAUAACAGUUGUGCCGUCCAAAGUAUGGCAAGGAAAAGCCUUCCACCUUGAUGGUAGAAAUUCUCCACCUAACAGUUUGACACCCUGUUUAAAGAUUCGGAAUAUGUUUGACCCUGUCAUGGAAAUUGGGGAUGACUGGCAUAUUGCAAUUCAGGAAGCAAUCCUAGAAAAGUGCAGUGACAAUGAGGGAAUCGUUCAUAUUGCAGUGGAUAAGAAUUCACGUGAGGGUUGCGUGUAUGUGAAGUGUUUGUCUCCAGAAUAUGCUGGCAAGGCUUUUAAAGCACUUCAUGGGUCAUGGUUUGAUGGAAAACUAGUGACUGUAAAAUAUCUGAGAUUAGAUCGUUAUCAUUAUCGCUUUCCUCAGGCUGUCCAUUGCAACACUCCAUUAAAGCCAUCAAGUAGGUACAUGAAUUCAAUGUCGCAUCUGCGUCUUCUGACCAACACAGCUAACUCUCAAGGAGCCUCGUGAGACCUCUCCUAUCCCUGCCAGUGCUGUUACACUGCAGCAAGAGAAGUCCUGCUUGAAUGCUCUGUCUUCCUUUUUAUUGCUUUUAUAUGUACACUUUUUGUAUUAUAAGGAGUGCAUCUUCUGUGUUAAGAUGCCAAGAAGCUGGAGAAAAUUUCCAAAGGAGCUAUCUGUAACAUUUUGGUGUAUUGGGAUAAACAAGUAGUGGCAUAGAAGUAAAACAAGAUGUGACUUUCAUGCAGCGGUUAUUAAUUCUUAGACUGUGGGUUGGGCAUGAACAGUUUUGUUUAAUGGCACUAGGUGAUGUUUUGGAUGUCUUGGGGAUUAAUCAUGCAUACCAUGGUUCAGUCAGUAUUUGACCACUGAACUAAAGGAGAGGAUAUCAGUUGGUCAGAUGUGACUAUUCAAAAUCUGUUUGCAUUUUUUUGUUGGAAUUUUGAGUUGCAGUGCUUGAAUGUAAAUUUGCGAGCAGUUUGAUACAAGAUGGGCAUCUGAUAAUUGCGAACAACAUGGAGCGAGUACACAACAUGUAGGGCACAGUGCAACAGCUGUUGAUAGCUGUCAGCAGAAAUUUGAAAUGAAUAAGGGCAACUUCAUAAUGUGGCUGUCUACUUAAUGAGAUUUGAUUUAUUUUGUGCAAUAAACAUGUCUGGAUUAAAUAUGGAUUAAUAAUAGCACUAUCAUGCAGGAAGAAGAAAACCAGCAGUGUUAUGGAGUGUCAUAAUUUGCAGAAUGACAAAUGUGCAGGUUACUCAAAUAAUAAAAAAGAAAAAUGACGUACUGUGAUUAACAACUUGGUCUAUAUUCCAUUAAGUAAAUGCAAGCAAUCUGAAUUAUGGAAAUUUUCAUAGAAUGAGUAUAGCUUUAUGUUCAUUUAAUCUUGCUUUUGUUCAUUGUUUAUUCCAAAUUUAGGUCAUAAUCUGCAGGUGAUACAUUUCAGCAUGGAAUUGCACAAAAUGCACAAUUUUCUGAGUAAACAUGAUGCACACUGCCUGCAGCAGAGCCUUACUGUGCCUUACCUUUGUGUGCUUGAUGCAGGCACUGUAAUGAACAGGAAUGUAACUUAAUUCCAGAUUUCACACAGAAAAGUAACCAGUUUGUUCUGUACAACUUUUUUGUUGCACUUUGGUUAAGAAGUUGUACUAAAGUAAAGCAAGGAAUCUUGCUGUACCAUGUGUGCAUCAUGUGAUGGUGUUAAUAUUAUUCACGUUUUUGGGCCAACCCAUGAUGCACCUGGUUUGUUGAUCUGUUGUAAGACUGAAUGUGCAAGUGGA